ACAACCUGGUAACUUCUCCAUCUUUUCUUGCAAAUUCCUCAUAUGUCUUUUGCAUUUAAUGAGACACAUAUAACCUCUAUUUACUACCAUGUGGGCAUUCUAGUUCCCUGAUCUAAAACUAAAAACCCACUCUAGGGUUUCAUUUCAUUUUCACAAAUUCCCUCACUUUUACCCAACUUUUCUCUUCCUAAAUCACCCAUCUUUGUCACAAUUUGUCCAUAUUUGCUGUUUGUGGAUCUACUGUUGUUUAAGUUAAAAUGGUGUCAAGAUCAUACUCAAACCUGUUAGAUCUUGCCUCCGGCGAGUUUCCAUCAUCGUCGUUCACCCGUAUGACCCGACAAAUUCCCCGUAUUAUGACCGUUGCCGGCAUAAUCUCCGACAUAGACGACGACCGGUCCGAGAGUGUAUGCUCGGACAUAUCAUCAUCCUCAGUCCAACACGACCGUUUGAUCAUCGUAGCCAACCAACUCCCAAUCAAAGCUCACCGGAAAACCGAUGGUUCUAGAGGUUACACUUUCAGUUGGGACGAAAACUCACUUCUAUUGCAGUUAAAAGACGGUUUAGGUGACGAAGAUAUCGAUGUUAUAUACGUUGGUUGUUUGAAAGAAGAUAUUCAUCCAAAUGAACAAGAUGAAGUUUCUCAAACCCUUUUAGAAACUUUCAAAUGUGUGCCUACGUUCUUACCACCCGAGUUGUUUACGCGGUUCUAUCAUGGGUUUUGUAAGCAACAUCUAUGGCCUCUGUUUCAUUACAUGUUACCCUUGUCACCGGAUCUCGGUGGUCGGUUUAAUCGGUCGUUAUGGCAAGCUUACGUGUCGGUUAACAAGAUUUUCGCUGAUAGGAUCAUGGAAGUGAUUAACCCGGAAGACGAUUUCGUUUGGAUCCACGAUUACCAUCUCAUGGUGUUGCCAACGUUUUUGCGUAAACGGUUUAAUCGGGUUAAACUUGGGUUUUUCUUGCAUAGCCCGUUCCCAUCAUCCGAGAUUUAUAAAACUUUGCCUGUUAGAGAUGAGUUGCUUAGAGCUCUGUUGAAUUCGGAUCUGAUCGGGUUCCAUACUUUCGACUACGCGCGACAUUUCCUUUCAUGUUGCAGUCGGUUGUUAGGGAUUUCGUAUGAAUCGAAGCGGGGGUAUAUAAGUUUGGAAUAUUACGGACGAACGGUUACCAUCAAGAUUCUACCAGUCGGUAUUCAUAUGAACCAGCUUCAAUCCGUGUUGAACCUUCCGGAAACCGAAUCGAAGGUUUCCGAGCUCGUUAACCAGUUUCAAAACCAGGGGAAAACGAUGUUGUUGGGUGUUGACGAUCUCGAUAUAUUUAAAGGUAUUAGCUUGAAGCUUCUAGCAAUGGAACAACUAUUGAUUCAACAUCCCGAGUGGCAAGGAAAAGUCGUGUUGGUACAAAUCGCGAAUCCCGCUAGAGGAACCGGAAAAGACGUAAAAGAGGUCAAAACCGAGAGUUACUCGACAGUCAAACGAAUUAAUGCGACAUUCGGUAGGCCCGGGUACGACCCCGUUAUUUUAAUCGACGAGCCGCUUAAGUUUUACGAGCGCGUGGCGUAUUACGUAGUGGCGGAAUGUUGUUUAGUGACGGCUGUGCGAGACGGGAUGAAUCUUAUACCCUACGAAUACGUUAUCAGCCGUCAAGGAAACGAGCGGCUCGAUAAGGUCCUAGGUUUACAACCUUCUACACCGAAAAAAAGCAUGUUGGUUGUUUCCGAGUUCAUCGGUUGUUCACCGUCUUUAAGUGGCGCGAUUCGGGUCAACCCGUGGAACAUUGACGCGGUUGCAGACGCGAUGGAUUGUGCGUUGGAAUUAAGCGAGGCCGAGAAGCAGCUGCGACAUGAAAAACAUUAUAAAUACGUUAGUAGCCAUGACGUCGGAUACUGGGCUCAUAGUUUUUUUCAAGAUUUAGAACGAACGUGUAAAGAUCACGUGAGAAGAAGGUGUUGGGGGAUUGGAUUCGGGUUGAGUUUUAGAGUGGUUGCGUUAGAUUUGAACUUCCGAAAGCUUUCGAUGGAACACAUAGUUUCGGCUUAUAAACGAACUACAACACGAGCUAUACUUUUGGACUAUGAUGGUACUUUAAUGCCGCAAUCUUCGAUCGAUAAAAGCCCGAGUUCUAAAACAAUAGAAAUGCUCAACACUUUGUGUCGAGAUAAAAACAAUAUGGUUUUUGUCGUGAGUGCCAAGAGCCGAGAAACGCUUGCGGAAUGGUUUGACGAUUGUGAUAAGCUCGGGCUUGCCGCUGAGCAUGGGUGUUUCCUUAGGCUGAAGCGUGACGAGGAAUGGGAAACCUGCGUACAAAUUGAAGAAUGUGGGUGGAAACAGAACGCUCGACCCGUUAUGACCCUUUAUACCGAGACCACUGACGGGUCAACCAUUGAAGAUAAAGAAACCGCCAUGGUCUGGUCUUAUGAAGAUGCUGACCCUGAUUUCGGAACUUGUCAAGCCAAAGAGCUUCUAGAUCAUCUCGAAAGUGUGCUUGCAAACGAACCCGUUACAGUGAAAAGAGGGCAGAGCUGUGUCGAGGUCAAACCGCAGGGCGUAAGCAAGGGGUUGGUGGCGAAGCGACUGUUGACCACGAUGCACGACAGAGGAAUGAUACCGGAUUUCGUGUUGUGUAUAGGCGAUGAUCGGUCGGAUGAAGAUAUGUUUGAGGUGAUUACUAGUUCUGUAGCUUCAGGGGAAUUGAUUUCUCCAAAAGCCGAAGUUUUUGCGUGUACGGUUGGGAAUAAACCGAGUAAGGCCAAGUAUUAUCUUGAUGACACGGUUGAGAUUGGUCGAUUGAUGCAAGGAUUGGCUUCAGUUUCCGAACAAUCGGUCAAUGUUUUUGCUUUCGAGUGAUGGCGGGUUUACAGUUUACACAUCUAGAAAGUAUGUACAUAUUUUUAUGUUAUGUUGUUUGGCUUGUAAUUGUAAUUUGAAUGGGACGAUGGUGAUUCGCUCUCAACGUUGUUGUUAAGAGUUUACUUUUAGUAGGUUAUACGAGCUUGUAUGAGUAUGAAGUGUA
This is a messenger RNA of Helianthus annuus (common sunflower), 3009 nucleotides long. Its product is annotated as alpha,alpha-trehalose-phosphate synthase [UDP-forming] 6. Gene Ontology annotation, cellular component: cytosol. NCBI's taxonomy places the organism in Eukaryota, Viridiplantae, Streptophyta, Magnoliopsida, Asterales, Asteraceae. The record is from RefSeq and is a predicted model, not a curated record. The transcript has 5 exons. The coding region runs from base 258 to 2843 and encodes 861 amino acids. Gene Ontology annotation, molecular function: catalytic activity. Gene Ontology annotation, biological process: trehalose biosynthetic process.